Xenopus tropicalis (tropical clawed frog) is the source of this 1901-nucleotide messenger RNA. RefSeq names its product aminoadipate aminotransferase (gene aadat). The coding region runs from base 141 to 1469 and encodes 442 amino acids. The transcript is spliced from 15 exons. The record is from RefSeq and is a predicted model, not a curated record. Lineage: Eukaryota; Metazoa; Chordata; Amphibia; Anura; Pipidae. Gene Ontology annotation, molecular function: L-2-aminoadipate:2-oxoglutarate transaminase activity; L-methionine:glyoxylate transaminase activity; transaminase activity.
UACCAUGAGGUCAACAUAUCAUUUGAAAAAUCACUAUUAAUAGACACGGGUUCUGCGGCUGCACUGAUAGCAGUUGAAUUUUCAAGGCGCAUUUUGUGAUUUUUUGAUAGAUUCACGGUUGCUAUUUGCUCUGCAGAACCAUGUCCAAGGGGCACAAUGAACACUUCAAAAGAAAAGACAUGAAUUAUGCACGCUUUCUCAACGCAGUGAGUGCUGCCAGAAGAGAAUCUCCCAUAAGAGCACUGACUGAUCGUUUGGCAACGUUGCCACCAUCUGUGAUAUCUCUUGCCGGAGGAGUUCCCAAUCCAGAUACUUUUCCUCUGAAAUCAGCCAGUGUGAAUCUGAGUGAUGGAACGAAGAUUGAUAUUGGGUCAACCUUGAUGAAGAGAGCUCUACAGUAUUCAGCAACAGCUGGAGUUCCGGAAUUAAUUACUUGGUUAAAAGAUCUUCAGAAGAAGUUGCAUAACCCACCAACAAUGACUUACAGUCCUGACAAAGGGAAAAUGGAGCUUUGUGUAACCUCUGGCAGCCAGGAGGGACUCUCUAAGGUAUUUGAAAUGCUUGUAAGCCCUGGGGACAAUGUUCUUUUAGAUGCACCAACCUAUUCAGGAACAAUUGCAGCGCUUAAACCAUUGGGCUGCAACCUCAUUGGUGUUCCAACUGACCAGCAUGGCAUUGUACCUCAAGCACUUAAAGAUAUUCUUUCAAAAUGGAGUCCGGAAGAUUCAGGCAAACCAGAAAAGAAAAAUCCCAAACUCCUAUAUACAAUUCCAAAUGGUGGUAACCCAACUGGAGCCUCUCUUAGCACUGAACGUAAAAUCGAAAUCUACCAGCUUGCUCAACAAUAUGAUCUAAUUAUUAUUGAAGAUGACCCCUAUUACUUUCUUCAGUUUAACAAGGAGUUUGCCCCUUCUUUCCUUUCAAUGGAUAUUGAUGGUCGGGUUAUCAGAGCUGACUCCAUGUCAAAAAUCCUGUCUUCUGGACUAAGGAUUGGCUAUGUAACAGGUCCAAAACCACUCAUUGACAGAGUCAUUCUGCACAUGCAAGUCUCAACAAUGCACACCAGUGCUUUCUCCCAGAUUUUAAUAUUGGAGUUGCUCAGUAAAUGGGGAGUAGAAGGCUUUAUGGAGCACAUUGAAGGUGUAAAAAAGUUCUAUCAGACUCAACGUGAUGCAUUACUUGCUUCUGCAGAAAAGUGGCUAACAGGUUUAGCAGAAUGGCACAGCCCAUCAGCAGGUAUGUUCUUGUGGAUUAGGAUCAAAGAUGUGCCAGAUACCCAUAAAAUGAUUAUGCAGAAAGCAAUUAGUAAAGAGAUUCUUCUGGUUCCUGGGUCAGCAUUUAAUCUAAACAGCGCAGAUUCCAGUUCAUAUGUAAGAGCCUCUUUCUCACUGUCCUCUCCAGAGCAGAUGGAUGAAGGUUUCAAGAGAUUGGCAUCCCUCAUUGUUGAAGAAACAAAGGCAAGAAGCUAAAGGCUAAAUGGGCACAUUUUAAAGAGAUACUGCCAUCAGAAUACAAAGUAUUUAGUUUUUCCUGAAUAAAUUUUAUCAUUUUGUUGCGUGAUCUUCGGCAAACAAUUUUACUUCACUUCAGAAAAAUAAUUCUAGCAGUAUUACUCCAAGUUAAUAGAAUGGACAAAAUACACAUACCUCAUCAAAGUCUAGUGUAAUAUUGGGAGAUCCACAGGGUCACCCCAUAAAGCUGCUGGAUACACCACUUAAGUAAUUUAUUGCAUAAGAUAUAGGAAUUUAAAUCCUUUUUAAUAAACCUGUGAAAAUGCCACCUCUCUAUCUGUAAUGUUUAUGUAUAAUAUUUAAAUAAUAUCAGAGUAGCAGUUAAAACCUCACAAAGUGCUACGUUAAAAGACUGCUCACCAUAAUAAAAAUAUAUAUUGAUACAAAAAA